UCUCUGCUCAAUCUGGCGCUGGCUCCAGCUCCACUAGCCGCGCUGGAGCGAUUUCCAGCAAUGCCUAGGUCUCCCAGCGUCGAUUCUUGCUGCUCUUGGGAUAUUUCAUCGCGUUGUGCUCGGCCAAUGCGCCGGAGCUGCGCAAAUUGCCCCGGAGCUCGGGAUUUUUCUCUGCUGUGUGGCUGGAUCUUUGGGAGGCUUGUGUGGAAUCGUGUGAGCAUUGCAAUGCCUUGCGUGUGAACGAGAGAUUUCUUGCAAGCCAGUUGUAGAGAGAAGAACUGGCAACUGGCACAAAGUGGUGAUCCCAAUGCGCUGCGCUUAACACGAGGAGGACGAAGAAUAAGAUGGAAAGAAAUCGCUGCGCACUUCUAAUCGUCCUGGCAGUUCUGGCAAUGCCCGGUGGUGGUAACGCGGACGAUAAAGACGUGCUCAUGGCAUUCAAGGCUUCGGCAGAUGUGUCGAACAGGCUAACGAGCUGGGGGAACGGAGAUCCUUGCAGCGGCAAUUGGACUGGUGUAAAGUGCGUGCAAGGACGGAUUCGCUAUCUCAUCCUCGAAGGCUUGGAGCUGGCCGGAUCAAUGCAAGCGCUCACCGCACUCCAGGACCUCCGCAUUGUCAGCCUCAAGGGGAACUCUCUCAACGGCACUCUUCCGGAUCUCACGAACUGGAGAUACUUGUGGAGCUUGUAUCUUCACCACAACAACUUUAGCGGCGAGCUUCCACCCAGCCUGUCCAACCUCGUACAUCUUUGGCGGCUCAAUCUCUCCUUCAACGGCUUCUCCGGACAGAUACCGCCAUGGAUCAACUCCUCGCGGCGGUUGCUCACUUUGAGGCUCGAGAACAACCAGUUCUCGGGGGCUAUUCCGGAUCUCCGGCUCGUCAACCUCACGGAGUUUAACGUUGCCAACAAUCGGCUGAGUGGAGAGAUCCCACCGUCGCUCAGGAACUUCUCAGGCACUGCGUUUCUGGGGAAUCCAUUCUUAUGUGGUGGCCCUCUGGCGGCAUGCACGGUGAUACCCGCGACACCGGCACCUUCUCCGGCAGUGGAGAAUAUAAUCCCGGCCACACCGACGUCCAGACCAAACGAGGGAAGAAGAACGAGGAGCCGACUUGGGACAGGGGCCAUCAUCGCCAUUGUCGUUGGUGAUGCGGCGGUUCUCGCCUUGAUCGCUCUGGUUUUCCUGUUUUUCUACUGGAAACGCUAUCAACACAUGGCGGUGCCUUCUCCAAAGACCAUCGACGAGAAAACGGAUUUUCCAGCGUCACAAUACUCGGCUCAGGUGCCGGAAGCGGAGAGAAGCAAGCUGGUAUUUGUCGACUCCAAAGCCGUGGGCUUCGACCUGGAAGAUCUCCUGCGAGCUUCUGCCGAGAUGCUGGGAAAAGGAAGCUUUGGAACGGCAUACAAGGCUGUGCUCGAGGACGGAACAAUAGUUGCGGUGAAGCGGCUCAAGGACAUUACAAUAUCUGGAAGGAAAGAGUUUGAGCAACAUAUGGAGUUGAUCGCAAAGUUUCGACACCCCAACGUGGUUAAGCUCAUCGCAUACUAUUACGCCAAGGAAGAAAAGCUCCUGGUGUACGACUUCAUGCCCAACGGGAACCUGUACACGCUUCUUCACGGUAACAGAGGUCCCGGAAGGAAACCCCUGGACUGGACAACGCGCGUUAAGAUCGCUCUGGGUGCGGCUAAGGGCCUGGCCUUCAUACACCGUCAGCCAGGCGCUCAAAAAAUACCGCACGGAAACAUCAAGUCUUCGAACGUGCUUCUCGACAAAGAUGGCAACGCUUGCAUUGCAGACUUCGGCCUAGCGCUGCUCAUGAACACGGCAGCGGCUUCUCGUCUAGUAGGCUACAGAGCUCCCGAGCACGCAGAGUCAAAGAAGAUAUCUUUCAAGGGGGACGUCUACAGCUUCGGGGUCUUGCUCUUGGAGCUCCUAACUGGGAAGGCGCCGGCACAGUCACAUACUACGCAGGGGGAGAACAUCGAUCUUCCACGCUGGGUACAGUCCGUGGUUCGGGAGGAGUGGACUGCCGAAGUCUUCGACAUCGAGCUCAUGAAAUACAAGAACAUCGAAGAGGAGAUGGUGGCCAUGCUACAGGUUGGGAUGGUUUGCGUCUCGCAGUCGCCGGACGAUCGGCCAAAGAUGAGCCAGGUUGUGAAGAUGAUCGAGGAUAUAAGAGCCGAUCAAUCUCCAGUGGCCGGGGACUCGACUUCGCAGUCACGCUCUGGAUCUCCCUCGGACGCAAGCCAUUGACUGGAUGAAACAUUUAUUUCUACUAUACUGGGUUCUCUGCGACUUAUUCAUUCGUGGAAGCUCUGCUAAGUGCAUUACAUCUAUUCACAGGAAAGUCUCAAUAACAGAUUGGGCUCUCAUUAUUUCUCCAGCUUAUAUUGACAGAGCUUCGCUAUAAACUUCCAAGUAAACGAAUCCAAAUGGAUUUUUUGUUUCUGA
This is a messenger RNA of Selaginella moellendorffii, 2450 nucleotides long. Its product is annotated as probable leucine-rich repeat receptor-like protein kinase At1g68400. Gene Ontology annotation, molecular function: protein binding; protein kinase activity; ATP binding. The record is from RefSeq and is a predicted model, not a curated record. The transcript has 4 exons. Gene Ontology annotation, biological process: protein phosphorylation. Lineage: Eukaryota; Viridiplantae; Streptophyta; Lycopodiopsida; Selaginellales; Selaginellaceae. The coding region runs from base 345 to 2252 and encodes 635 amino acids.